UCAAAACCCACGUUUCGUUGCUUGUGUGUUGUCUUUCUGUCCUUCUACUCUUUCUUUUCCUCUUUCUUUUCCUCUUUCUUUCACUUUCUUUCGUAGGCCAGAAUGUCGGGUUUCGUACCAGCAUGUUACGCAUGUGGUAUGACUGGGCACAUCCGAAGGGAAUGCCCCAACCGUGCGCAUGGCGGAGAAGGGAAUAAUUACUCAGGAGCGGUGGCUAACGUGCAGCCGGCACAACCGGUAUUGGCAUUACCAGCACCGGUCGGCACAAGAGGGCAGGUCCAGCCGAUGCAGUACCAAGCACCAAGGUCAAACAACUACUACCCGAGAAUGGGGGAGAGGGUUGAAAAAAUUGAAACGAUCGUGGGACGGCUGGACUCACUUGACCGGCAGCAGCAGGAAAAGGAGGAACAGGUUAACAAGAAGCGUGAAGAAGAAGAGAGUAAGGUUACACGGGAGAAGGAACGAAAGGAGUUGGAAGAGGCUAUAGGAGCCCAAAUGGAGGCAAGAUUCAAGAAUAUGUAUGAGGUGUAUUUUGGAAAGAAGGAGGAAGAAGGCGAGAUUGAGAGACUGAAAAGGACCAGGGGUACAUGUUGCCAGCAGAGAUAUACGGAAAUUGCGGAAGCAACAAUAGGGGUGAAUGAUCAGGUAGUGAGAUUGAGGCAUGAGAUGAACGAGUUUCGGCGGGAAGCAGAGUUAGGGAGGAGUGGCCUAGAAAAAAGGCUCGAGCUACUAGCACUCGAAAAUGAACAGCUAAGGCAGCGAACGGAGAAGGCCAAUCAGGAAAUGCUGAUCUGGAAGGGAGAAGCCCUACAGCCGGGCAAUAAACGAGGGCAGGUUGCGCUGCAAGGAAUAACCACGACCGAGGGCAACCAAGGACGGACGAGAGCAAGGAUUGUUCAGGAGCAUUUGGGUGGAACCAGUAGCAUAAGGGAAUUAGAGGAUUUGCGGGCCAAAUAUCAGGCUACCCUGGACAAAGUCGAUAUCUUGAAGAAAAUGAAGGUGGAUGCUCUGGCGGAAGCGAUUAAGCAAAAGGAAAGGGCUGAACGCCUGGCCAGUGCGAGCAAGGUAGCCGGAACUCCAGUGAGCAACCUCCGUGUGCGUCUGGAGCAGGCCGCAGAGAAGCAGAAUGAGCAAGGUGCGAAGAAAAGCAAGUGUAAAGCAACGCCAGGGAGAGUUUUGAAUAACGAGAAGGAAAUCAAUGACCGACAUCAAUUUAUCAAGGAGCAAAGAAAGGAAUCGGGUAAGAAGAACAAGGCGCAGUUGAUGGAUAUUUGCGAAAAAAUGGGGCUCACGUACAAGAAAAUCGAGGUUACGGUGGAUGAAGUUGUGGAGCGGCGGGUUAAUGAUGCGUUCGGUAGUUUUUACUCAGCAAGGAGGUAUGUGACUAGGGAGAAACCGGAUCAGGAAGAAGUGGAAGAGGAGGGGACAAGUGAAGAUGUUGCGGAGGUACAUGAGGUGCGGUCGGACUGUUAAUGACGGUACUCAGACGCGGCGCUAUGGAGGCUAGCGGCACAGAUUAAAGGUGAACGUGUCUGUGACGUACGUAACACAACAC
Chara braunii is the source of this 1555-nucleotide messenger RNA. NCBI's taxonomy places the organism in Eukaryota, Viridiplantae, Streptophyta, Charophyceae, Charales, Characeae. The record is from the annotation of a GenBank genome assembly.